This is a messenger RNA of Closterium sp. Yama58-4, 627 nucleotides long. Lineage: Eukaryota; Viridiplantae; Streptophyta; Zygnematophyceae; Desmidiales; Closteriaceae. The record is from the annotation of a GenBank genome assembly.
AUGAUUAGGCAAAGCAGAAAGCCUGUUCGCGUCUCCCGCCAACUUCUUCCCCUUCCCCUUCCCCUUCCCCUUCCCCUUCCCCUUCCCCUUCCCCUUCCCCUUCCCCUUCCCCUUCCCCUUCCCCUUCCCCUUCCCCUUCCCCUUCCCCUUCCCCUUCCCCUUCCCCUUCCCCUUCCCCUUCCCCUUCCCCUUCCCUUCCCUUCCCUUCCCCUUCCCCUUCCCUUCCCCUUCCCCUUCCCCUUCCCCUUCCCUUCCCCUUCCCCUUCCCCUUCCCUUCCCCUUCCCCUUCCCCUUCCCCUUCCCCUUCCCCUUCCCCUUCCCCUUCUCCUUCCCCUUCCCCUUCUCCUUCUCCUUCUCCUUCUCCUUCUCCUUCUCCUUCUCCUUCUCCUUCUCCUUCUCCUUCUCCUUCUCCUUCUCCUUCCCAUCCCCCCAACAGUGGGGCAGCCUCUCCCCUCGUACCCCACCCCCCCACCCCCUUUCCUCCGCGCAGGCGCGUCGCAGGCGGCCGAACGACCGGCGGCGAAUCGCAGCCGCCCAGGCGCGCGACACGCAGCGGGCGGCGGGCAGGUCCCAGAGGGACAGGCGCGCGAGGCAGGCGAGCGCGAGGUCAUGGGGCAGGCCGGGUAG